This is a messenger RNA of Serpula lacrymans var. lacrymans S7.9, 1123 nucleotides long. RefSeq lists its product as uncharacterized. The transcript has 4 exons. The record is from RefSeq and is a predicted model, not a curated record. NCBI's taxonomy places the organism in Eukaryota, Fungi, Basidiomycota, Agaricomycetes, Boletales, Serpulaceae. The coding region runs from base 41 to 1123 and encodes 360 amino acids.
GCGGCGCUGCAGCUGUAACUGAUUCUCUUUCGUUCUUAGGAUGCGUCUGUUAAAAAGGAUCCUAGCCAUCACUGCCUUUUCAGCCGCAGGCAUAACCUUCGUACUUUUCUCGUUUCCUCUCUACCGCUUCUUCCAUAUCCUCUGGAUGCUCACAAACAUUGGACCUAGCUUUCACGGUUUGUCCGCGUCCGAGGCCCAAAUGACAUCAUCCGUACAUGAAGUCCUUGAAUACGCUGUCUCCUCUCUGCUACGUCCUACUGGCUCUGCACGCGAGACUAGCAUCAAACCACAAAUCAACAGCACAAUAGCAGAAAUCGAGGCCCUUCAAAACAUCUUUACAUGUUACUUCAAUCACAUACCUACUCGAGCGCAAGGCCAUACAAGACCUUCGUACGGACGGUGUAACACAAGCGUCCCUGUAACAAGCAACGUCAAUCAGGGAUCCAUCACUAAUCGUUUCUCUCAGGAACUUGCCAUCACUGGCGCUGUUGGAAUGCAAUUUGUGCUCUCGCAGUCUCUCCUUCCUUUAUCAGACGCAUCUGCAUGGCAAUAUAACUCACCUGUAAUAGAUCCAUUAACGGACGUUCGGGUGCGAGAUAACUACUGGCUGCGCCAUGCUCGAAGUGCAGAUGUCAUCUUGCUCAAUCGCGGGCCGCUCCCUGCUCCUGCGUCCACAUACGCCUCUCAUAGCGGAAAUUGGUCGUAUGCCAAGGAUCUUCCGACUUACCUUGAAGCUAUACGGCCCAACAGCUGGGAAGACCAACCAUUUAUCUACGAUAACAAACAUAUGCAGACCAGGUUACUUGUGAAUGCAGCUUUACACGUCACGCUCACCAGUUUCUUGCCUUCACUCGUGCAGACCCUGAAUGCGCUUCACCACGAUGUCAAUCUACGACAUAAACUUGUGAUAUGGCACGAUAGUCACUUUAUGCACCAAUCUCAUUCAGACAAAAAACCAAGGCUUCGUCGACAUCAUUUUUUAGGGGACUAUUUGCUCUUUCGAGGACAUUUACAGAUAGCAGAAGAUCCGUGGAAAUUCUAUCACAAUGCGCAAGUUUAUAUGCAAAAUUAUGCUAUACGGCGUUUGCUUCCCCACUUUGGCAUCCAGUAUCUCCCGCUCUGA